This is a messenger RNA of Cicer arietinum (chickpea), 1554 nucleotides long. RefSeq lists its product as uncharacterized. The record is from RefSeq and is a predicted model, not a curated record. Lineage: Eukaryota; Viridiplantae; Streptophyta; Magnoliopsida; Fabales; Fabaceae.
AUCAAAAUUGUGGGUGGUAUAAUUUUGACAUCAGCUCAGUUGAGGUCGGUAGGCUCAGCUGUGACGGCACAAGUGAGGGAGAAGUCAGAAGACAGAAACAACAACACAACACAUGUAGAGAUUUUGAUAUGUCGAUGUUUUCUCCCACUCUUCCUUCUUCUCAUACUUAUUUUCCACCCUCAUCACCAUGCUUCAGCAGCCGCGUCUUCGCUUCAUUCGCACGUCGUAGUCGCAGUCGCCGUCGGAACAAAAUUAAACACUCCCCCCUCACCACAACCAACACCACCUAUUCAGAACCCAUUCUCGAAGCCGUAAUAGACCUCACACUAUUCCCUUCCUUCCAUUCCAAUAUUCGCCAAUUCGUUUCUUCCGGCAAAGAAGCCUACCGCGAUUUACAGACUCUGUUCACUCUAGACGCCAACCGCAGAGUCAUCGUUUCGUGUCGACCUUCCACAUUGCACUUCGUGGGGACAUCAGCGGCUUUAACCCUCGUGGCUUUUUCUGUUCUUAGAGUAUUGGUAGAAUUGGUUUCUAGGUUAACGCGUGGAAACGCUUCUAGUUAUAAUGAUAGGACUAUGGUGCGUAGGGACCGAAGUCUUGGUGGAAAAGAAGUCGUUGUUGGAUUAGGCCACAAUAAUUACAACAACACCACUGCGUCUAUUAAGCGUUCUUUCAAAAAUAAAGUUGCCGUUCAAAGGAAAUUGCCCAAAUGGUGGCCAAUUAAUAAUAAUAAUAAUAAUAAUCUCAAUUCUUUUGACUUCGACUUGAAUGAGCAAGAGGAAUACAAGAGGGAGGCUUAUAGACUACUUCGAGUAAUUAUUGACAGUAGAAUGGCCGCAAAAGACAUCUCUGAGACUGAUAUCAUUCAAUUACGUCAACUAUGCAGAAAUUCUGGUGUGCAAGUGUCUGUUGAAUCGACAAAUAUUCGGGACUCCUUGUAUCGAGCAUCUGUUAAUUUUGUUUUAGAUGAUUGCAGCAGUGCACCGACUUACUCUACUUCAGUUCAAAUCCAUGGCGAGGAUUCUCAACAAUUCCUUGCCGGAUUUGCUGAAAACAUUGGCCUUGAAAAUGUUCGUGCCGCAACAAUUGUGUCUGCAGCUGUGGCUGCCCGUACACGCUCUUGUCUUCUGCAGGCUUGGGCUCUGGAAAUGCAAGGCAAACAUGUUGAUGCUUUGGGAGAACUGUCAAAGAUAUGCCUUCUUCUACGAAUAUUUCCUCCCGAGGAAUCCUCGCCGGAAAUGGAGAUGGUUAGUCGAGGCCUAGAGAAACACUUGAAACUAGAACAGAGAAAACACCUUAUGUUUCUUUUUGGUAAAGUUUGCAGUGAGGACAGUCAUGGCAUUGCAAGAGAAGCCCUUGGUUUGAUGCAUUCUCAAAAUGGUCAACUUGAAGACAACUUAGCACCAUGAAAGAUACCUGUAGUCUUGUUGAUAAAAAAGGAAAACAGACUGCAGAGUAUAUUUGCUUAAACUAUUUAUGCUGUAAUAUUUAGAUAGUUAAGUUUAGUGGCGAAUUGCAAUAAUAAUAAUAAAAUUUUAUAUUUUUUUAUCAUUA